Messenger RNA from Myripristis murdjan (pinecone soldierfish), 6722 nucleotides. It is a transcript of the gene rnpepl1, whose product is annotated as arginyl aminopeptidase like 1. Bases 799 to 2937 code for a protein of 712 amino acids. The record is from RefSeq and is a predicted model, not a curated record. The transcript is spliced from 12 exons. Gene Ontology annotation, biological process: proteolysis. Lineage: Eukaryota; Metazoa; Chordata; Actinopteri; Holocentriformes; Holocentridae. Gene Ontology annotation, molecular function: zinc ion binding; metalloaminopeptidase activity.
UGUUGUUACUUCCUGUUUUUUUGCCCGGAGCCGAGCCUCCUCCUCCUCCUCCUCCUCCUCCUCUUCCUCUCAUUUCCACUCAUUCUGCUCUGGAAACUCCAUUAUUAUUUUCUCCAUGAAAACUCACACAAACUGACAGCCGACCAGCGGCCCGGCGGGGAGAAUCCGGAUCUGCGGCCGGGCAGCAGGCGCGGGGAGCCGGGCAGACUUCACAGCAGGAGCCGCCGGUCUGCCGCCUCGCCUCGGUCCUGAUGGAUUUUACAUAGAGAGUUAUUCUCCGAGCCACUCCUUUGACACCAGAAGAAUGUCCUCCUCUCUGCCCGCUAAUGUCCGCUAAAGCCUCCCGGUAAUUAGCCCGCUGCUGGAACCGGGUGACCGGAUAAAAACGGUGAAGUUAGUCGGUGCUCGUCGUGUUGCUGCGGUCGCUGCUUUGACCUCCGCCGGCCGACCCGUCCUGCCGGCGGGCUGGACGCCGUUUCCUCCGCCUGGAAAACACCUCCGUGCCUCUGACACCGAGCUAAGGCUAGCCCGGCUCCCUGUCAGACAGCCGCCUGCUCCGGGACAAGCAGCCCGGUCCGUCCCGGGUCACCUCCUCGGUGGCUUUAAAAAGCCCGUUUGAGACCCGAGUUUUCCACCAGGAGUCGGUCCCGGUUCACACCCGCUGCAGCUGAGGACCCCCGGGCUGCAGCCUGCGGGCGGCUGCGGGUGUAGUCGGGUGUGGGUGUGCGGUCCUAUGGUCACCGGAGUGUCGGAGGCGGUGCGUCGCAGGUUCAGCCCGCUGUGAGGAGCCGCUGCAGGAUGGCGGAGCUGCAUCAGAGACCCACCUCGCUGUGCUGCUGCCGUAAAGUCCUCCCCGUCUCCGGGGGGCGCUGCGGGGACCCCGGCGGCACCACCGGGCCGGGCGCCGGGCCGGGGCGCUGCUCGCCGCUGGUGGACGUGGCCUCGGCCUCCAACUUCCAGAGCUUCCAGCUGCGGCACGUCCACCUGGACCUGCGGCUGAACUUCGCCGUGAAGGAGAUGAGCGGCUGGCUGGUGCUGGACCUGCUGGCCGCCCGGCCCGGCGUGCAGACCCUGGUGCUGGACUCGCACCCCUCGCUGCUCAUCCACUCCAUCGACUGCAAGGUGCCCGGCUCCGGACAGGACGCGCCCGUCUCCCUCACCUACCGGGUCGACCCCUUCACAGACUACGGCUCGUCGCUCAACAUCAGCCUGCCGGCGGCGGCCGCCAAGCCCAACAGGAUGUUCCAGAUCACGGUCCGCUACACCACCACAGACGGGCCGGCGAUCUGGUGGCUGGACUCGGAGCUGACCUGCAGUCAGUCUCGCCCUCUGGUCUUCACUCAGGGUCACUCUGUGUGUAACCGCUCCUUCUUCCCCUGCUUCGACACGCCGGCCGUCAAGAGCACCUACACCGCCACCGUCCGAGUCCCGGACGGUGUGACGGUGCUGAUGAGUGCGUCUCGCAGUUCCUACUCCAAGCAGGACCGAGUGUUCCAGUUCUCCAUGGAGUUCCCGGUGCCGUCCUACCUGGUGGCGCUGGUGGCCGGAGAGCUGCAGCACGUGGACGUCGGCCCGCGGAGCCGGGUGUGGGCGGAGCCGUGCUUGUUGUCGUGUGCGGUGAACAAGCUGGGUGGCAGCGUGGAGCGCUGGCUGGGCGUGGCUGAGGACCUGUUCGGGCCCUACCUGUGGGGCAGGUGUGACAUCGUCUUCCUCCCCCCCUCCUUCCCCAUCGUUGCCAUGGAGAACCCGUGUCUGACCUUCAUCAUCGCGUCCAUCCUGGAGAGCAGAGAGUUCCUGCUGAUCGACGUCAUCCACGAGAUCGCACACGGCUGGUUCGGCAACGCCGUCACCAACGCCACCUGGGAGGAGAUGUGGCUGAGCGAAGGACUGGCGACCUACGCCCAGCGCAGGAUCACUACUGAGGCCUACGGUGAGGCGUUCACCUGCCUGGAAACUGUCUUCCGAUUGGACGCCCUCCACAGACAGCUGCGUCUCCUAGGAGACAACAACCCUGUCAGCAAACUGCAGGUCAAGAUUGAGCCAGGAGUUAAUCCCAGCACGCUGAUGAAUCUCUUUACCUAUGAGAAGGGUUUCUGCUUCGUCUCCUACCUCUCUCAGCUCUGUGGAGACAUCAAACGCUUCGACAGCUUCCUCAGGGCGUACAUCUCAGAGUUUAAGUUCAGCAGUGUGGUGGCUCAGGACCUGAUUGACUACUUCCUGGGGUAUUUCCCCGAACUCAAGGACUCCGCCGUCGCACAGAGAGAGGGCCUGGAGUUCGACCGCUGGCUGAACGGGGCCGGCCCGCCCCUGUAUGAACCGGACCUGUCAGCAGGGGGCGCUCUGACCCGGCCCGUCCAGGAGCUCUGUGAGCUGUGGGCCGGCAGCGACCCCCCCGACCCGCAGGCAGUGGCGACCUUUGACCUCUCCACCUGGAGCACCUUCCAGACUGUUCUGUUCCUGGACCGAAUGCUGGACCAGUCGCCACUAGCACACGAGGUGAUGGUCAGCCUGUCUAGCUGCUACUCGGCUCUGUUUGACGGUCUGAACGCCGAGGUUCAGAUCCGCUGGCUGCAGAUGGUGGUGAGGAACAGUUUCUACCCCGACCUGCCUCGAGUCCGAGCCUUCCUGCACAAACACACAUCCAGGAUGUACACGGUGCCGCUGUAUGAGGAUCUGGUUGCCGGGGUGAUGAAAUGUGUUGCUGUGGAGAUUUUCUACCAGACGCAGAGCCGACUGCACCCGAACCUCAGACGAACCUUACAGCAGAUCCUCUUCCAAACGAACGCGGCAGUUGCCAAUCAGAACGGCCCUGCCCUCUCAUUAAUACCCGCCUCCGCUUCCCCCUCGCCCUCGCCCUCCCCCUCCCCUCAGCCCGCCCAACCCAGCGGCGCCACAACUGCUGCUAUCGCGCUGCGGGACGUCAACGUUUCAGCCUGAAAUCAGACCCGAGGCGUCCUGUCACAUGACACUGGAUUCGAGCUGCGGUUGGUCGGUUGUCAGCCGGCAGGUAUUUCGUGUUGGACUUGGCUCUGAAAAUUUGCUCAGCGAGAGCGGCUGGCGGACUUUGCUGUUGGUGGAGAGAUGAUACGGAUUGUUGCCGUAGCGACAGGGCAGCUGAUCUACCAAGGUGCCAACAGACUCAAUAAUAGAGCCGCUUACGACUUUAACACUGUGAGGAAAAACUUCCCAAGUUAUAACGACGGAAAGGUUCACUCCAAGGUUUUUGUUCCAGGUGGAACAGGGAUUGGGGGGACAAUGGGAGGGGUCACAGGGGUCACAUGACUGUUCAUUCUCAAGGGUCAGAGAGUGUCAUUGGCAACAGCAGGGUACGAUAGCGUGGUCCACAGGCAGCCAACCGGGCUGCUCGUGGGGUCCUUAAAGACCUUGAGAGGGUUCCAGGGGUCCCUCUGGGGGGCCGCGAGUCCUCAGCCGGGCUCCGGACGUCCUCGAGGGGAGCUCAGGUGUGUCCCAGUGGGAGUCCCUCAGGUCCCAGUGGCUGUCCCAGGCACGUUUUGAUGGGACCGCAGGAAUCUGUUCAGUUUUUUCAAAAUCCAUUUUGUUCGGUAAAAUAUUAACACGGUGAUUUGACAAGUUCGGAAUCUCAUCAUCCGUUUUGACUGAUGGAUCAGAGCUCGCUUCUCACCCUGUUUGUAGCUCCGUUGCUUCUUAACAAUAAUCUGUUAGUUUGCUCUCUAAUAUGAUGUAACAACAGAGGAUACAGACAGGUGGAAAAAAAAUCAAAGUGAAAGCCCAGCAUGCAGUGUGUUAGUUUGGUGUUGAACAGCUUCAUACGAACUCUCCUGGAAGGAUGGAGCUCCAUUCAUCCAAAAUAUCCUGAACAUUAUAAUAAUUAUUAUGAUAUAACCAUAUUACAUUAUUAGAUAUUGUAUCAGGGCUGCGGGGUAUAUAGUGGCUCUGGGCCACAGAGAUGUGGACAAAAGUGCUGAGUCAUUCUUUAGCAUAUUCUAAUCAAUACAAAUUCAUCUGACUCAUCACCUUCAUCCUGCUGAAAGCCCGUUUUUUUAAGGUUUUAUUUCACCCUCUCAACAAAGGUUCAUAAAAUUUCCUUUUGUUUUUAAUAUGGGGGGUAGUAUUCUAAUAAUUUAACUUCAAUUCUAUAGAAUAUUUGUAAGAAUAAUAAAUCGUUUAAUGUUUUUUUUUUUUUUUUGCUCAUUUAAAAAAAAAUGGCACAUUUUUGCUAAUGGCCUUCCCCCCCAUGUCUUCAAAAGAAAUCCAUUGGAUCUGCUCGGGUUUCGGAGGCUUCAUCCUGUGAGGAAACGUGUAUCCUGAUGAGGGCGUGGCCUCUUCCAGGAUGACCACGCCCCCAUCCGUAGAGCACGGGGGCUUACUGAAUGUUUUGAUGAGGAAGACGAUGAUGAUUAUGUGGAAACUUUGGACUCUCCACAUCAUCAUCAAAACACCAAAUGAGGGAAUGUCUUUCAGAGGAACGGAGCUCCACCCCUUCAGGGAGUUCCUAUGAAGCUGUUCAGCCGCAAACUGACACCCUGCAUGCUGGGAGUUUACUUUGUUCGGUCACCUGUCUGUAUGUUUUCUGUGCCUCUGCUGCCUUUAUCUGACGAGGAAACGAUUCAGCAGAAUGUUGAUGUUGGGAGGAACUCGGAGGAGUGUGGCUGACCUACUCAGUCGUUGCAGAGAGACUCACUGGAAGCUCUGGGACAGGGUCGGCCGCACCAUUUGGCGUCCUCAAUGCAACUUAAAACUGUCUGCAGAGGACGGCUGUGAGUUGGGGAAAAAAGUGGUGUUGUUGACAAUGAGGUGGUUUCUAAAACUACGGGUCCGGACCCUAAAUGAGUCUGCCUGGACGGCUUCCUCUGCAGGCCGCGAGUGUUUUUAUGGACUCUGGGCUUCAGGUUGAGGAACCUAGUGUAGUUGCAGGCUUGUGAAGGUUGAAGAUUACAGAACUUUAAGUGAUGUGUUAUAAUUUUACGGUUUAUGUUGUUUUUCUUCACCAGGCACUUUUCACUUUGUGAGAAAGUUUUGCGUGUUUGUUAUUUUAGCUUGUUCAAAACUGUCUGACCACUCAAAGAGGCUGUUGCUUUUUCUAGCAAACAUAUUUUCUUCAGAAAUUCUGCCUAACCUAGUUGAAAGUAAUUGGUAAUGCUAGCUAGAAGAUAACAAGUUAGCUUGCAGGUAGAACUGGCCAUUGAUAUCAAUAAGGACUGCUAACAAAACAGUGCUAAUACUGCAGUGCCAUUACAGACCAGUUUCCACCUCAACAUGAAAAGUGACAGAAGACAAAAUAACUAACGAGCUCUACCUCCAUCUGAACACCUCGACCCAACAGCCGACUAAUGACCAACCCUCAAACACGGAAACACACUUCCUGAACGAAUCUCUCCUGUCCUGAUACUUUUCAGUGGUUUGUUCUGAAUAUUGAGGCUGGUUCAGUUUGAGCUCCCGGGUCAGUUUGAGUGGACAGAAGCCCUGCUGUUCUCCAUCAUGUCCAGAUGCUUAAUUCACAUUUUGUUAUUUAUGACCGGCACCAGGAAUCUUCCCUCAGAGCAAUAACUAAUCCCUCCUUGUGAAACACAGGGAGAGGUAAAUGACUAGAACAACCAGCCUACAUACACCUCAGUGGCCUUAUGCUGCGUUCACUGUACCUGGGAGCUGGGGGCGUUUCCAAACUUUGAGAGAGAGUGAAAAAUGAGAAUUUUAAGUUGUAAAUGAUCAUUUAAAUUAGGGAUCGACGGAUACUGAUUUGUUAUGGCUGAUAUCCUGAUUAUUAGUAAUCCUGGUCACCAGUAACCGACAUAUAGGGCUGAUAUUCAUUUGUAAUAAAUUUGAAAAUUGCAGUGUCAAAGAAGAAAACUAGCCCAAAAAAGAAUCACCUGAAAAUCUGAAAGAAAAAUAAACUACAAUCAAAGUAAAUAAUGAUUGAUAUAAUAUAUAUAAAGGUCAGGUCAGUGAUGCUGGAUGAGAUUUACUUUGUUCAAGUCCAGUGAAACUUUAUUUAAACCUGUGAGCUUGUGUCUUUCAGGCAGGGCAGUCAAGGCAACACGCCGGGACUGAUGAUUGGUCGAUCCCUGAUGUCAGUGAUCAGCUCCGCGGUUCUGCUGCUGUAAUGUCUUGCAACAUUAAAUGGCAGAUGACAUAAGGAAAACAAACAGAAACUGUUGAGUCAUUUAGGAGUCUUGGAAAGCUUUGUGUCUUACAGGCUGCGAGCUGCUUGUUCCGGCAAGAGGGGGCGAUGAUGUCACAGUGAUGUCACCAGCCUCUGAGGUGGGGCUGGAGAUCCACACCGAGCUCAUCAGACUGAUACGGGAUCUGCUCCAGGCUGAUGUCAUGUAGCUCGACUGAUUCCUUAUUUCUUGUGGAAUCAAUAAACACACCGAAGCUCUUAAGUUGAACUGAUCGUAUUGAUUCGAUCCAAUUCGACAUGUAGCAGGAACAUAUUUUUUAUUCUUACUGUUGUAUUGUUCAGAGUUUGUGUCUUGAAAUCACAGAGGAAAUCCUACAUAUUCUCUGUUUUGGUGUGAAAAUAAUCAGAUGUAAAGAUAUUAAAUAUCUGAUAUUAGCAUUUCAAAUCUAAAAAAUCGGUGCCAGCCUCCAGGAACCCGUAUCGCUUGAACCCAGUUCUUCUCUCGUGACAUCACUGUCCUCUCAGCUCAGAAAUGCCCCAGUUUUCCCAGAUGUCACUGAACGCCCCUUAAAGUGCAGGUUUCUUCUGAAUGUCUGACAGGUAAUAAAGACCUGAAACUUCA